Folsomia candida is the source of this 827-nucleotide messenger RNA. RefSeq lists its product as uncharacterized. The transcript has 3 exons. The record is from RefSeq and is a predicted model, not a curated record. The coding region runs from base 347 to 712 and encodes 121 amino acids. NCBI's taxonomy places the organism in Eukaryota, Metazoa, Arthropoda, Collembola, Entomobryomorpha, Isotomidae.
UAACGGUUUAUUUACUAUAGAAGUGAAUAUGACUUUUUCCAUUGAAGAUUUUAUGCUAUGUUUAAUUCCACAAAUUUACCCGUGAAUAUUUCACGCUUAUUUACAUACAAACACAGUUACACAAGCUUGUCGUUAAUCCCACCUGUAAUAAUUAAAUUGUCGAAAUGCCCUGAUAAAUGUAAUCCCUAGACCAAUCCAUUAUCUGCUGGCUAAUAAAUACGUACACAUAUUAUCUCUGCCUGGCUCAGAUUUAGUAAAAUAUUUCUCAGUAUGCAUUUCUACAUAAGUACAAACUCCCACUUGCAAAAUAUUCACAACAAUUACACAAUUAUUCAAAUUUUCCGAGAUGCGAAUAUAUCCCGACCAAGUUCCUCUCAUUGUCGACAUCUUAGUGCAAGACCCGGAUUUAACAAGUAAUCACAAACACGUCGCGACGAUCCUCGACACUCCCGCGCAUACGGCGCUCCAUUCCGCAAAACUUGUGGACAUUGGCGCUUUUACGAUUCCCGAGUAUUUUACGAACAUCAUUUUUGACUGGAUGGCCCGAAAAGGAGCGACCCCGAGGAGUUGUACGAUGACAGAGCUGUGUGGAUUAUUGAGGUGCACGAAUUACGGUGAAGUCGCAGAGCGACUUGAGAAAAAUGUGGUCACUUCACGGCAAGUGGCACAAAUCGCAACUAAUCAUGGAGGAUAUCUUGCCCACACAGCGUAAUGAAGAAGAAAUUUGGCGAGCAAAUAAAUCCGAAGUUCCUGAAAUGUAUAAGCACUAAAUUUACAAUUUUUUUAAGUUCGAAAAUUCAAAAACACAAUAUUUAUUAUUGUUAAGC